UUCCGUCUUGGCAAGUCAAGGCCGUGUUCACCCUCCUGGCUCGCUGGCCUUCCCCCCCAUCUUCCUGGACGUGGUCGGGGCCAUCCCCUGCCAGCCUGGCUCUCCAAUCCUGUAAAAACUUGGGUUGCCCGAUGCCUAUCAUUCCUAUCCCGCGGCGGGUUCGUUCUUUCCACGGCCCCCACACGACAUGCCUGCACUCGGCCUGCGGGCCGGUCCGGACCACCCCCUUGGUGCGAACCAAGUACAACAACUUUGAUAUCUACCUGAAGUCCCGCUGGAUGUACGGGGUGAUCCGUUUCUUGCUGUACUUCAGCUGCAGCCUGUUUACCUCCGUCCUCUGGGCGGCGCUGGCGGUCUUGUUUUGCAUCCAGUAUCUCAGCAUCCGGUUCUUUCUCCGCUUCCAAUACAAACUCUCUAUUAUCCUGCUCCUGUUGGGAAGGAGACGGGUGGACUUUAGCCUGGUUAACGAACUGCUCAUCUAUGCCAUUCAUGUCACCAUGCUGCUGGUGGGAGGCCUGGGCUGGUGCUUCAUGGUUUUUGUCGAUAUGUAAAUAAAGGCAGCGAAGGCAUGGAGGCCAAGGCGCUGGGGUGACCUUAACCUGGGGGUCAGAUCCACCUGUGACUUCCCUCUGCUCUUGCCCCGUCAUCUCUCUCCAGCCACCAUAGGUCCACGUCCCAAGGCUUGCUUAUGAUUGAGGUGGCUUGGAGAGAGAGUCAGUUUCGUUCUGAUCACCUUGUAAACAACGUCAGUGGACACUGAUGGGUCUCAGGAAGACUGGCACCAAAUGUUACAGUAUAUGCCCCCCUCUCAACAGGAGAACAGUUUGCUGGCCACUGAACCCUCUUAUGGAUCCUGCAUUGUUCCCUCUCCCUUCCCCUUCCCUUCCGGUACUCAGUGUUUGGAAAUGAUCUCCUGAGUUCUCGUUUGGUUGAUCGUCUUUGUUCAUCUAAUGUGUUUUUAGGUAUAUCUGGAAUAUUUUUGUUCGUCUAAUGUGUUUUUAGGAAUCUCUCUCCCCGCUCCACCAAAAAAGAAAAAAGAAAAAGAAAAGCCUAGUAAUAAUUUUAACUUGUUCUUCAGUGGCCUUGUUUGACUUCAGAGUUGCUGACAAGCAGCCUGUAAGUUGACCGUUAGAAGGAGAGAUGGGUGCUGCCCUUCUCAUGCGUAUUCAUGUCUUGUGGGGGUUGUGCUGCCCUUAUGUUCCCCUUGUGCACUUCAGACUGAAGAUUGUGGGCUGAUCCCUUGUUAAUAAGAAGUAGUAAAAAUGGAUAAAAGGGGUUUUUCAGCUGCUGUUGUCUUAGUCUGUCUUUCUUCCUGAGAUGGGCCCAUGUUCUCACAUGUGCAAGCUUUUGAAAGUUGCAAUUGUUUAUGUGUUAAGACUGAAGGAUGCUGGAACUGGGGUAAUAUGGGGGAGAAUGAUCAAGCUUUGAAUCAGGACGUCCAGGUCUCAUUUUUGCCAAGAAUUUAAUGGCUGUGUUCACACAACACACUUAUCCUUCAACCUGGGUCAAUAAAGCAGGGUGGUUGGGUUCGUAGAACCUGCUGUGUGCCAACAAAGCAUAUUGUGGCUUAAUGGGAUGCUGAGGCAAUGACUGAGAUCCCGCACCAGGCUGAAUUACAGAUGACCCAACCCUGAGCCUAGCUUAGUGUGUUGAGCAAACGUCGCCUUCAGGCGGACUUUAAUAGGCCAGCAUCUCUUGCGUUCAGCCCAUCUGCAGCAUCACUCUGGUCCUGGCUUGUCCCACAGGCAAAAUAACAAUGUCUGGGUAGCCCUUGGGGCAUUCCAAUAUGCCUCCUUCAUUGCUGUGUUGUUUAACAGAAACCGUUUUUGCAUAUGCAUAGCCUCUGCCUGAGCAGAGAAUCCAGUCCAGCAGAGAAUCCCCUGAGGGCCAGCGAGAAACAAAGAAAGGGAAGUCUUGUUUCAACUUCCUUGAAACAGUGGAGGGGAGUAGGGUCUCUCUCUAGGGGCAACAGAGGAAGAGACUUAGGGGAUCUUACCAUCAUGCGAUCUUUUCUAAAAUCUCCCUCCCUCCCUCCCCUGCUUCUGGAAGGGGAGGGGGGAUCAAAUGCAGCUUCCUUCUGCCUGUAUCUGCAUUGCCCUUGCGUGGUUUGUCCCACUUGCUCUUCCCUCAUUCGGCAACCUGGCUGAGAUUAAAGCCUCCUUCUUUACCACAGAGACAAGCUCGCCUGCGUACGGAUGGCUUCUGCUAGUUUAAUUCAUCGGUUCGCCCCAGCUGCAGCAAAAGGAAAAGUCUGUAUGGCGCUCCCGCGCAGGGGUCGGCCUGGAACGGCAGACCCCGUGCGCCAGCCUCCG
Molecule: messenger RNA, 2312 nt
Organism: Python bivittatus (Burmese python)
Lineage: Eukaryota; Metazoa; Chordata; Lepidosauria; Squamata; Pythonidae
Source: RefSeq, a predicted model, not a curated record